CCUGCGGAAAUAAAGAAGCAAGGGGUGGAAACUAGUAAAUAGUAAUACUAAAACAUGCCUCGAAUUCCCCUCUCUCUCUCACACAGACACACACUCCAGGAAAAGAGGAACGCACAGGUUCUGAAGACUUGGCUGAUGCUAUCCGACCAAAAUGGAAAAGGAAGCAAAGAAGGAAGCUUUUAGAAAGUACCUGGAGUCCAGUGGAGUUCUUGAUGCUCUGACAAAAGUUCUCGUUGCACUAUAUGAGCAGAACGACAAACCUUCCUCAGCAAUUGAGUUCAUCCAGCAAAAGUUAGGAGGUCCAACUCUUGCGGAAUAUGAAAAGCUGCAAGCUGAAGUUUCAGAUUUGCAGAUCCGAUACAGUGAGCUUUUGGCUGUGCACCAAGACAAAUGUCGAGAGUACGAGGAACUUAAAAACACCCAUAUGCAAGAAAAGGAGACUGCUAAGGAGGAGGCUCCUAGUGAAGGACUAUGAUAGUAUGCUAAAGAACCUAAUUUCUUGCUACUGAACCUAUCUAUUUCUUCUGAUAUUGGUCGAAGAUCCUCACUAUUUGAUAUGUUAUAUCCUGUGCAAUCUAGUCUCUUUUCAUGCUUUCAGGGGUAUAGCUUUAGAACUUUGUCUUCUUGUCUCAAUGGUACCCCAAAAAUUGAUAGUCCCUUCACCCUAUCUACUCAUUUAGAAACAACCUGGUAAAUCAAAUCCCCAUGGAAGAGUUGAAAUGAUGGGAGUUUGAGGAUUGCUCUAUGUAACAAUUCCGAAUGCUAACAUAUCAAGAAACAUGAAUUGUUUGCCAAGACAGUGCUAUACUCAUACCUUUGAAUUUGUAA
Messenger RNA from Sesamum indicum (sesame), 828 nucleotides. RefSeq names its product c-Myc-binding protein. The record is from RefSeq and is a predicted model, not a curated record. Gene Ontology annotation, biological process: regulation of DNA-templated transcription. Gene Ontology annotation, molecular function: transcription coactivator activity. Lineage: Eukaryota; Viridiplantae; Streptophyta; Magnoliopsida; Lamiales; Pedaliaceae. Gene Ontology annotation, cellular component: nucleus.